This is a messenger RNA of Pygocentrus nattereri (red-bellied piranha), 2933 nucleotides long. Its product is annotated as syntaxin-binding protein 4. Gene Ontology annotation, molecular function: protein binding. The transcript has 22 exons. The record is from RefSeq and is a predicted model, not a curated record. Bases 338 to 2452 code for a protein of 704 amino acids. NCBI's taxonomy places the organism in Eukaryota, Metazoa, Chordata, Actinopteri, Characiformes, Serrasalmidae.
GCUGCUGUGAAGAGUGAAGCAGCGAGCGGAGCAGCGAUCAGGACCUGCUGAGCGGCGCGCGGUGAGCACAAAGCCCCACGUGCUGCCCAGAUUAGAGGCGAGGUUACUUCAGUCCUCCUGCGGCUCCCUGUUCAUUAGUCAGGAGACUCAGCAGAGACAGAGAGGAGACACAGCAGAGACAGAGAGGAGACACAGCAGAGACAGAGAGGAGACUCAGCAGAGACAGAGAGGAGACACAGCAGAGACAGAGAGGAGACACAGCAGAGACACGCUGCAGUGUGAUGAGUCUGAUUUAGCUCCAACAGAGAAACCUGCCUUCACCUCUGUGCUGGAUGCGAUGUCCUGUCUGAAUCCUCGGGGCAGAGAGCUCGAGCGUUUUGAUGGACUGUCCCUCAUCUACUGGACACUAAUGGGUCCAUACGGAGUCGACCGUGCCGUGCAUUCUAUGGAAUUUACAGACUGUGAGAAUGGAUUAGGUAUUAAAGUGAUUGGAGGAGUGAAGGAGUUAACAGGAGAGGAGUUUGGAGUGUACGUGAAGAGGAUUUUACCCGGUGGCCUUGCCUCCAGUGAUGGACACCUGCAGCCAGGAGACCAGAUACUGGAGGUUAAUGGAGAAAGCUUGAUUGGAGUUACAAGUGAGAGAGCGGUGGACAUCCUCCGAGCAGCCUCGUCCACUAAUCACAUGCGACUCCUCAUAGCGAGGGAUGAAGAAGCUAGGAGAGAAUUUGCAGAACUCCUAGAAAAAUACGGUUCCAAUGGCAGCACGGGCUCUACGAGGAAUUCCCCCAUUCAGCAUGCAGGCAGAUAUUUGGACAGCACAUCCUCAGGGUCCUCGUCCAGAUCCCAGAGUCCACUUCUGCUGAGUCCAGCUGGGUCACAGAGCGCAUACAAUAACACAGGACCAUUACUGCGGUCACUCAGUCACCCAGGUGAAGGUGUUAUUCAGCUCAUCUCUGUCGCUCGCUGCUCCAGUCUGGGGAUCAGUAUCGGUGGUGGCUCCAACAAACCGGACGGUCCUGCAGUGUUUAUACAGGAGGUGUUAUCAGGAGGAGACUGUCACCGGGACGGACGGCUACGGCCUGGAGAUCAGCUCAUUGCCAUCAACAAAGAGUCUCUGAUCGGAGUGACGUAUGAAGAGGCCAAGAGCACCAUCAACAAAGUUAAAUUCAGUCAGGAUCCAGUGGUGGAGAUCGCCUUCAUCCCGGGAAAAGGCUCGUUCCCCUCCAGCGGGUCCUUACACAAUGGGGUGCAGCGGGCCGUGGGGAACGGGUUCAGCUCCAGCAGGUUAAAAGUUCACGUACGGUCUCCUGAGAUUCGAGCAGAUGAACCAGCGCCCUCGUCCUCUCCAGACGUCUGUCCACCAGACAUCCAAGUCUCAGCAGCCUCCAGCACUCAGAGGAGCUCCACGGUCCCCAAACCGAAGAUCACUCUGGACCCCCACAUCCGCCUCAGAUCAGAAAAGCUCGACCUGGCGCUGUCCUAUCUGGGGCUGGACGUGACGGAGGAGAAGAGGAGGCAGCUCAGAGAGAGUCUGUCUACAGACCCUCAGGGGACGGUGGCGUAUGGAGAUUUCGUGGAGGCGACGCGCAGCGUGUACCAUGAUAAGCUGGAGGAGGCGGGGCUAGCACAGGGACCCUUCAUGUUCUCCUAUCAUGAAGCAGCCAGUCUGAUGGACACCUCCGCCUUCCACUCACCUACGUAUGAGUCGGAGUGCAGCUCCAGCAGUGAGGAGAUGGAGCAGUUUCAGUCUGAGGUGAAGCAGCUCCAGCUGCAGAUGAAACAGCUCAAGGGUUUGCUGAAGGACACUGAGAACAGUAAGAAAACUCUAGAGGAGGAGCUUCAGAAGACCGCUGAGAAAGCCACAGUGACGGUGGAGGAGAAUAAGUCUCUCAAGACCCGGCUGCAGGUGGCCGAGGCUGUGCAGAGACAGACCAACAGCGCAGAGCAAGACUAUGAGGAGGUCAUCCAGCUUCUGGAGGCUGAGAUAAAAGACCUGAAGGACCAGCUUGCUGGCAAAAAACGCAGGAGCACAGAGGUCACUAAGGAAGAAAUGAUGGAGCUGAAUAAGAGGCUUUCUAUCAUCGACAGUCAGCUGAGACGGUCUGAAGUGUCCAGGAAACAUUUGGAACUCUCCAAUAAGAAGCUGCUAGGAUUUGCUCAGAAUGUCCAUAAAGUUCUCAGCACCACCAGUUUAUUGGGGACUGAAAACGGGAGCACCAGAUCGUCCCCAGCGACAGACAGCCCGGACACGCCGUCCCCCAUCCCAGACCAUGCGUACCAACUGGCUGCUGAGGCCAAAGAGCUACUGGAUGGAGUCUGUUCACUCUGUGUAGAGGAGCACACGCUGCCGCAGGUCUCUGAGGGGGGCAUGGCCGGCCAGGUGGUGGAGUGUGCUGUAGAAGUAAAUCACUGGCCACCCGGAGCUCCUGCUAAAGAGAAGCGCUGUCUGUAAGAGGAUCAGCUGGAACCCGGAGUGAGAGAGAACGUCCACUGCUGUGAACAACUCCCGCACAGAGAGAGAGCGAGAGAGAGAGACUGAAGCUUUCAGUUUGAUUUCUUUUCCUCCACAGACAGGAGUAAAGGUCCAGCGUUAGUAUGGCUCGAGAGCGAGGAGUGCUUUACUGAUUAAACCACUCAUUAGUGUGUUUUUAAUAAAAACAUUGUAUAUUUACGUAUUUAACUUACAGUAAUCAGUGUCCAGAAGCUCAGUCAGAAUGCAAAAGGCCACUUUACCAGCAGAGACUGAACGUUUAACUGUGCUUCAUCAGCAUCAACAAGCUGAGAGUUCAGCAGAUCAGCAGAUCCCCAAAUUACACAAGAAUUCCAUUCUGCAUAAUUAAGAUGUUCAGAUGUAAACAGAGCCGUUCAGAGCAGUUUGGUGUGAAACUCUCUUUUCUAGAUAAACUUACAGAGUCAGAACUGUUCACAGUGGU